Epinephelus lanceolatus (giant grouper) is the source of this 1677-nucleotide messenger RNA. The record is from RefSeq and is a predicted model, not a curated record. Lineage: Eukaryota; Metazoa; Chordata; Actinopteri; Perciformes; Serranidae.
UACAGCCUUUCACACCGACGACAAACGCCUGGAAAGCACACAUUGUUCGAUUAACGUAUUUUAAUACUAGAAACUGGCUUGUUUUAAGCUGUGUAAUACUGUCAGAGGAUGAUGGAGAGACGGAUCGUACUUCACAGCUUCGGCUUUGUCUUUUUCUUUGUUGCGGUGCACUACGCACAUGGAGACCUGAGCUAUUCUGUACAGGAGGAGCUCAAGCGCGGAUCUGUUAUUGGAAAUAUCGCCAAGGAUCUCGGCCUGGAGGUGGGCAGACUGUCUGCUCGGAAAGCUCGUGUUGACAUGGAGGGAAACGACAGACAAUAUUGUGGGAUUAACCUACGAAGCGGAGAUUUAAUCGUUGCUGAACGAAUCGACAGAGAGGAGCAUUGUGGAGAAAAGCCUUCGUGUGUUCUCAAAUUCGACCUGCUGUUAGAGAAUCCACUGGAAUUACACCGGCUGUCCCUGCAGGUGCAGGACAUAAACGACAAUGCGCCAGUUUUCCAGAAGGAGACUGUAAAACUGGAAAUCACAGAGUCAGCUACGAAAGGAGCUAGGUAUCGCAUCAAUGCAGCACACGAUGCUGAUAUAGGCAAGAACGCGGUUGAAAACUACAUUUUGCAACAAAACCCUCAUUUUGUGUUCAGUACUCAGACGACCAAUGCUGGUAGUAAAUACGGUGAGUUGGUUUUAGAUAAAGAGUUAGACCGAGAGGAGCAGCAGGAAAUGAAAUUAUUGCUCACAGCUGUGGAUGGUGGCUCUCCUCAGAGAUCAGGGACUGUAGUCAUACACGUCAUUGUGCUGGAUGCUAAUGAUAACGCUCCAGUUUUUACUGAGGCCGUAUAUACAGCCACGGUACCGGAAAACUUACCGAUGAAAACCCCAGUUAUCACUGUGAGUGCAUCAGACGCAGACGAAGGUGUAAACGGAGAGGUUACAUAUGAAUUUAGCCGAUUGUCUGAUAAAUCACGAAAGCUUUUUUCACUAGAUGAGAAAACUGGAGAAAUCAGUGUGACGGGUGACAUAGAUUAUGAGGAGGGAUCGAAAUAUGAAGUAAUGGUUGAGGCCAAAGAUGGUUAUGGUCUCUCUUCUGAAGCCAAAGUCAUUAUUGAUAUCACUGAUGUGAAUGACAAUGCCCCGUUGAUUUAUCUUAAAUCACUGACUAACCCCAUACCUGAGAAUGUGUCACCUGGUACAGAGGUGGGCAUCAUUAACGUGCAGGAUAGAGACUCUGAGAAUAACAGACAGGUCCGCUGCUCCAUUCAGCAAAACGCCCCUUUUAAAUUGGUUCCUUCUAUCAAAAACUAUUAUUCUCUGGUGACCACAGGACAACUGGACCGUGAAGUAGUGUCUGAUUACAACAUUACAAUCACUGCCAGUGACGAGGGCUCUCCACCUCUGUCCUCCUCUAAAACUGUUGAGUUAUCUGUAGCAGACAUCAACGACAACCCACCUGUGUUUGAGGAACAGUCGUACAGCGCAUAUGUGAGUGAAAAUAACAAACCUGGCUCCACUUUAUGUUCCGUUAGUGCUCGAGACCCCGACUGGAGACAAAACGGUACAGUGAUUUAUUCUCUGUUACCCGGUGAGGUGAACGGUGCCCCGGUGUCGUCCUAUGUGUCUGUUAACGGAGACACGGGGGUGAUCCACGCUGUGAGGUCGUUUGAUUAUGAACAGUUGAGG